Molecule: messenger RNA, 606 nt
Organism: Columba livia (rock pigeon)
Lineage: Eukaryota; Metazoa; Chordata; Aves; Columbiformes; Columbidae
Product: nuclear RNA export factor 1-like
Exons: 5
Coding region: 1-483 (160 amino acids)
Biological process (GO): poly(A)+ mRNA export from nucleus
Cellular component (GO): nucleus
Molecular function (GO): RNA binding; protein binding
Source: RefSeq, a predicted model, not a curated record
AUGAAACACCAACCCCCCCCCACUGAAACACCAACCCCCCCCCCACUGAAACACCAACCCCCCCCACCGCUCCUCUCCCUCCAGAACACCCUCCUGUGCUUCGCCGUCCAUGGGAUCUUCAAGGAAGUGGACGGGAAGUCGCGGGACUCGGUUCGCGCCUUCACGCGGAUGUUCAUCGCCGUCCCAGCCGGGAACACGGGGCUGUGCAUCGUGAACGACGAGCUGUUCGUGCGCCCGGCCACGGCGGAGGAGGCGCGCAAGGCCUUCCUGGCGCCCGCGCCCACGCCCUCCUCCAGCCCCGUGCCCAGCAUGGCCGCCGAGCAGCAGGAGAUGCUGGCCGCCUUCGCCAUGCAGUCCGGCAUGAACCUCGAGUGGGCGCACAAGUGCCUGCAGGACAACGACUGGGAUUACACCCGCGCCGGACAGGUGUUCACACAGCUCAAGCUGGAGGGCAAGAUCCCGGAGGUGGCGUUUCUCAAGUGAGCCGCGCCCGUUCCGUUCCGUUCCCGUUCCGUUCCGUUCCCGUUCCGUUCCGUUCCGUUCCGCGCCCGUUCCGUUCCCGCCGUUUUAUUCCCGCGUUUUGUAAAUAAAGCCGGAUCGAUCCAG